Aspergillus homomorphus CBS 101889 is the source of this 765-nucleotide messenger RNA. Its product is annotated as pre-mRNA-splicing factor ISY1. The record is from RefSeq and is a predicted model, not a curated record. NCBI's taxonomy places the organism in Eukaryota, Fungi, Ascomycota, Eurotiomycetes, Eurotiales, Aspergillaceae. The transcript has a single exon. The annotation marks the transcript as partial. Gene Ontology annotation, cellular component: catalytic step 2 spliceosome; Prp19 complex; post-spliceosomal complex. Gene Ontology annotation, biological process: generation of catalytic spliceosome for second transesterification step; mRNA 3'-splice site recognition.
CAGGCGCGUAAUAGCGAAAAAGCUCAGUCGAUGCUCUUCCGAUUCCGGGCCCAGCAGGCCGCGGACCUCGGAAUCAUCGACAUCGGCCGGACGCGCCGCCCCAAGGCGAUUACCUCGGUCGACUCGAUCCCCAUGUGCGAGAAAUGGCGCGGCCAGGUGCUCAAGGAGAUCUCGCGGAAGGUGUCGCGGAUCCAGGAGCCCAGCCUGAGCGACUACCAAAUCCGCGACCUGAACGAUGAGAUCAACAAGCUGAUGCGGGAGAAGUGGACGUGGGAGAUGCAGAUCCGGAACCUCGGCGGGCCCAACUACAUGCGCGGGUCCGGCCGGGUGUUCGAUGACGAGGGUCGCGAGAUCCCCGGCGGCGGGAAAGGGUAUCGCUACUUCGGCCGCGCGAGGGAGUUACCGGGCGUCAAGGAGAUGUUUGAGGCGGCCGCCAGACGGGGUAGGCCCGCUGAGGAGGAUGAUGAGGAGGCCGGAGGAGGGGUGAAGGGGCGCGGCGGGGAGAUCGCGACGAAGAAGGUCGAUGCGAAUUACUUUGGGUAUGGGCUUGAUGAGGAGGAUGGCACGCUGCUGGCGUAUGAGAGGCAGAAGGAGAAGGAGGCCGUCGAGCGUCUGCGCAAGAAGGGCGAUGAUGGCGAUGAUGGCUGGGAGCCGCUUCCUGGAGACGCUGGGGACGGCGUCGAGUGGAGGCUGCCGAGUCUGGAUGAGGUGCAGGAGGAGCUUGUGGAUCGGAGGAGGAGACGACUGCUGGAUAAGAUCUCCUGA